This is a messenger RNA of Notolabrus celidotus (New Zealand spotty), 3736 nucleotides long. Its product is annotated as abl interactor 2-like. NCBI's taxonomy places the organism in Eukaryota, Metazoa, Chordata, Actinopteri, Labriformes, Labridae. Gene Ontology annotation, molecular function: SH3 domain binding. The transcript is spliced from 10 exons. Gene Ontology annotation, cellular component: lamellipodium. The record is from RefSeq and is a predicted model, not a curated record. Bases 77 to 1531 code for a protein of 484 amino acids.
CUUACACAACCUGCAGAGGCGCUAGUGAGCCUCCCACACACACAUACACACACACUGCUCUGAUAAAGAUGUGAAAAUGGCGGAGUUACAAAUGCUACUGGAAGAAGAGAUUCCAGCAGGACGAAGCGCACUACUAGACAGCUUUACCAAUUUGGAAAGAGUCGCUGAGUACUGCGAGAGCAACUAUGUCCAGUCUCCAGACAAGCAGAGGGCUCUGGAGGAGACCAAGAACUACACUACCCAGUCUCUGGCCAGCGUAGCUUACCUGAUCAACACGCUGGCCAACAAUGUCCUGCAGAUGCUUGACAUCCAGGCGUCGCAGCUCCGCCGCAUGGAGUCCUCCAUCAACCACAUCUCACAGACGGUGGACAUCCACAAAGAGAAGGUGGCUCGACGGGAGAUUGGCAUCCUCACCACUAACAAGAACACAUCUCGCACGCACAAGAUCAUUGCCCCAGCCAAUCCUGAGAGGCCUGUGCGCUACAUCCGUAAACCCAUAGACUACGGCGUGCUUGACGACAUGGGCCAUGGAGUCAAGGCCAGUGCUCAGAACAUGAAGGCCGGAGGAGGAGGCACACUCCCUCACACCAACCCCCCCACACAGAAGCCCCCCAGCCCGCCCAUGUCGGGGAAAGGGACACUUGGGCGCCACUCCCCCUAUCGGACGCUUGAGCCGGUGCGUCCACCCGUUGUCCCUAACGACUACGUCUCAAGCCCGACGCGCAACAUGGCGCACCCCCAGCAGAGCCCUGCACGCACUGCAUCCGUAAAUCAGAGGAACCGCACGUACAGCAGUGGCAGCAGCGGAGGCAGCCACCCCAGCAGCAGUCGCAGCAGCAGCCGAGAGAACAGCGGCAGCGGCAGUGUGGGCGUGCCUAUUGCUGUGCCAACCCCAGCACCGCCCACUGCCUUCCCAGGUGCUGCUCAAUUUUACAGUAUGAAUCGACCUGCGCAGCCGCCCCAGAACCAGCAGGUGGGAGGUUCGCUGCCGUACCGCAGACCCUCGUCCGUCACCAGUCAGCCCAACGUGGCCCUCAACCAGACUCAGCUCAACGGGGGACCACACUUUGCCCAAAACCAAGCCGGCCCGCUCGCGCCCCCUCCCCCCUCCAUGCAGAUCACCCCUCAGCUGCCUCUGAUGGGCUUUGUGGCCCGAGUUCAGGAGACUAUCUCAGACGUGCCGCCGCCCCCUCCACCCGCAGAGGAGCCGGUGUUUGAAGAGCCCACACCCCCUCCCCCACCACCAGAGGACUAUGAAGACGAUGAAGAUGAAGAAGAGUCGGCAGUGGUGGAAUACAGUGAUCCGUACGCCGAGGAAGACCCACCUUGGGCCCCGCGCAACUACCUUGAGAAAGUGGUGGCGAUCUACGACUACUCCCGGGACAAGGAGGACGAGCUUUCUUUCCAGGAGGGCGCCAUCAUCUACGUCAUCAAGAAGAACGACGACGGCUGGUAUGAGGGUGUGAUGAAUGGGACCACGGGCCUGUUCCCCGGCAACUAUGUUGAGUCCAUCAUGCACUAUGCCGACUGAGCAAUCCCGCACAUCAGAGCUGUUGGAUGGGGAAGGGAAAACAGGGGAGGGAGGGAAGCCAAGGGUUGAAGGUCAAAGACUUUGAUCAGACAGAGCAUGAUCACCUUCGGGCGGAGAAAGAAAAAGAGACAGGGGGAAGAAGGAAAGUUAUUGAAGAAGUUGCAACAUGACAAACUGAAGCCCGGUCACUCUCGCGACAUAGGCGCCAUUGUAAAACAACCACUACUCUAGAUAUAUCCUUCCCUGUAAUAUUUCUUUCUUUGAUUCCUUAUUUGACUGACCGGACCAGACGGUGAUGGAUUUAUUGUAUUUUCAGAGUUUUGUGUUACAUUGAGAGGUCACUACAUUGAUUUAAUGCUUCAAUUUUUCUCUUGUUUUACCAAUUUGCCCUUAUUUUAAGGUAUAUUUAUUUAGUUUUGUAGUGGAAGAAGUGGUGAGGUGGGAGUUUGGGCUGCUGAGUCGGGAUUUCCGCGUCGCAGCUUCAGAGAAAGGGCUGGAGGAGAAUGCCCUCAAUGUGUAGAUUUUCUCCAAAACACUCCAGAGACAUUUUAGAGAAUUAACUCCUCUCUAUAUAUACAGUAUAAUGCAACAACAAUAUCCUCGGUGAAGGGGGCAAACAGUAGUUUCCGUACUUGACAAAAUAUUUGGUAGGUACCUCAGCAGGGAGCGUGCCAAAGUUCACAUUCACUUAGAUUUUAAAAAAAGCACAUCAAAUGUCUUAAGGUGAUACACGAAAGGGCAUAAAAGUAGAACAGAGAGUGCUUUAAAGACAGGUUCUUGAACCUUUUUCGUAUUUAAGUUAAAUAUUUUGCACCAUGUUAGCCCAAAGGAGCAAAUUUAGUCUUGUGUGCAUAUUUCCAGAGAAGGAAUCGUCAUCCAGCCCUCAAAUAAAAGAGGAAAGUGAGAUCCUCAGUUGCACAAUAACCUGGAUUUUGAAGUCUGCAGCUCCUCUCAUGAAGUGUAUUAGCUCCAGUGCUAAUCAUUUGCAGUGUUUGUAUGCAUUUGAGACAAUUUUUUAUUUCUGCUGUUUCACCAACGGGUCCAGAAUGGAGUUUUUGCUUGCAGAGCGGCAUGUUUGGAAGAGGAAAAAAUAUUCUUUUCUGCUCUACUGAUGAUUAAUGUCUUAAUAUUUUUAGAUAUGGUGUGGUUUGGUUUUUGAUAUUCACCCAUAACAACGACCACGACGAUGCAUUUAGGUCAUUUCUAAGACGCUUGUGCCAUAUUGAAGUGCGUAUUGAUGUUCAGAGGUUCUCACUUCAUUUGCAAUAAAUCGGCCAGAGUGGGGUGGAGUUUCAUUGAACUACAAAAACUUUUCCUUUUCAAGUUAAUCCCAGAGUUGUUUUAAAUCAAAAGCACAUACAUUUGUAGUAAAAAAAAAAAAGGUGUAGAAGAAGAAAUAAUAUAAAUGUGAGAUGUAUUACGUCCUAAAACAGGACUUAUUGAAUAUGAAAAAGAAGCCAGCUGUUGUGUUGAAAUGGUUUAACCGUCGCAAGCCCCCGAUACUUCUCAGCGCCGUCGGUUUAGGCGUUGUUUGUCCUCCGUAAAGUUUCUGAUACGCUUGGCUGUUGGUUGUUUGCGAGGGCUCAGUGCUUGUACUUAUGUCAGAGUUUUUAUUUUCUAUUAAAAAAAAGAAAGAGAAAUAAUAACAAGUGGGUCUGUAUGUGAGUCUUGCAUGCCAUUGUUCUUAUCUGUACUGGUGUCCCAAAAAACCUUAUGUGGCCAGAUCACCCAUCCUUAAAAGACAAGCAGCCCCUGCAGCUCUGACCAGGAACCACCAGCCUCAUCCAAAGAGACUGUAACUCAAGCCCACGUCCGAGGAGCUGCAUUCUGACCUGAGGGGGAGGAAGGAGGGGAGGGACCCAGCUUCCUCCCCCCUCUGACUGUAGCCGCCGUUACGUCCGUGGUGAAAAACCCCAUGUGAAAGCUGCUAGUGAAUCCUGCGGACAAAGAAAUCUCCCUGAGGUGAUAAAUGUUACACUCCAGACUGAAGCUUGUUUCAUAACACUCAUAAGAUGACACUUUAAAAAAAUACAAAACAAAGCCCUCUGUCUGCAGGAUUCACAGCUCCCUGGAGUCACAGACAUCCUCUGGGAUGUCAAGUUUAACACUCCAUAAUGCCAUUGUGUUGCACAGUUAAAGUUGAAUUGCAGAAGUAUCAUAUUUGUAAAAUCAUGAGAACAAAGACAAUAAAAUUAUUGAGAUUUA